CUGUCUCAUACCUGCGUAUCUCUUCUGGAUAGUAUAUAAUAAGCUCUCUGUUGACGCUCUCAUCUUCUCCGAGGUCUCAGCCCAAUCGCAUGGCGUGGCCAACUUCGAUCCUACUACUAGGCUAGCUAGGUGUUUCGACACACUCGGGACCCAACAGUACCUGACAGCUCUACAGAAUAUCAAAGUUCCAUUCCUUCACGUUCUUACAUCCAUAAUUCAAGCGCCUUCGCUCAGCGCUUAAUUGACUGACAGCCUGGGCUCACGGAAUAUGACAAAGAGGCACGGAUUUUUUGCGUGUCUUCGAUACGUCCUAGUUCAAACUGUAUAUGCAGCUUUCAAAGCAUACAAAAUGUUGAUCGUCUUCUAUUCUGUCUGUCUUGAUGCUCUAGUACGACUUGCCUUCUUGUUAUAAGACCGUCGCCGUCCGUGUCUUAUCAUCUUCCGAUUCACGAUGAAGUUGCUUGCCCUCGCUCUCGCCUCUGUCUCCAGCGCUGCUGCAGCUAGUAUCUCCUCUCGUGCGACCCAAGCGAGUAGUGUCGGGAUGCUCUACUGCACCGAAACGGACUUCACCGGUAUCUGCACCCAUGCUACUAUAGGUGCAGGCACUUGCGUCACCUUCGCUCCUGGUGGUACCUUCUACCAGACCAUCUUGUCUGUGCGGAACGACCCCGAGAAUUUUUGCACCGUUUUUUCAGGAGUUAAAUGCACUGGUGACUCUUUGGACAUCGAUGAGGGAUACAGCGACUUGUCUACAGUUGGUUGGAAUAACACGGUGGCGGCGUACAUUUGCGAUAGGAACUUCGGUUAAGUAGGCCUUGUUGUGAGGUCCGGGCAUAUUUACUGGCUAGCGUAACUUGUCUCCUCAGCCGGCUGAAGUUGCAUACUUCAGAUUUAAGUUGUCCAUGGAGUGUUCCGUAAUGCAAUACACUACUGUGAUUACUACCUGCUUUUGUCUUUAUCGAAAUACAUGCGUUUGGAUCUACAUCA
This is a messenger RNA of Guyanagaster necrorhizus, 987 nucleotides long. RefSeq lists its product as uncharacterized. Bases 452 to 808 code for a protein of 118 amino acids. The transcript is spliced from 3 exons. The record is from RefSeq and is a predicted model, not a curated record. NCBI's taxonomy places the organism in Eukaryota, Fungi, Basidiomycota, Agaricomycetes, Agaricales, Physalacriaceae.